UCCCGGGCGCUCCUCUCGCGAUAACUGCCCGAGUAUAUAAGCGCCGCUCCCGCCCGGGCCCGGUCUCUGAUCACUAGUGAGUGUGAACACCAAAUGGCGGACGACGCCGGUGGAAAUAGGGGUGGCUUUCGCGGGGGCUUCGGCAGUGGGGGUCGAGGCCGUGGACGUGGUAGAGGCAGGGGCCGUGGAAGAGGCCGUGGGGCCCGAGGGAAGGCUGACGAUAAGGAAUGGGUUCCAGUCACCAAGCUCGGCCGCUUGGUCAAAGACAUGAAGAUCAAGUCCCUGGAAGAGAUCUACCUCUUCUCCCUCCCCAUUAAGGAGUCUGAGAUCAUCGACUUCUUUCUGGGUUCUACUCUGAAGGACGAGGUCCUGAAGAUCAUGCCUGUGCAGAAGCAGACCCGUGCUGGACAGCGAACCAGGUUCAAGGCUUUUGUGGCCAUUGGAGACUACAACGGGCACGUUGGUCUUGGUGUGAAGUGCUCCAAAGAGGUUGCCACUGCCAUCCGUGGGGCAAUUAUCUUGGCUAAGCUCUCAAUCGUACCUGUUCGUAGAGGCUACUGGGGUAACAAAAUCGGCAAGCCACACACUGUGCCUUGCAAGGUAACUGGUCGUUGUGGUUCUGUCCUGGUGCGUCUCAUCCCUGCACCCAGAGGUACUGGUAUUGUGUCUGCUCCUGUUCCCAAGAAGCUGCUGAUGAUGGCUGGUAUUGAUGACUGCUACACGUCAGCCAGAGGCUGCACGGCUACCCUGGGUAACUUUGCUAAAGCCACUUUUGAUGCCAUCUCCAAGACCUACAGCUACCUAACUCCUGACCUCUGGAAGGAAACCGUAUUCACCAAGUCUCCAUACCAGGAGUACACGGACCAUCUGGCAAAGACUCACACCAGGGUGUCUGUGCAGAGGACCCAGGCUGCCGCUGUUCCUGCCACCUCCUAAGUGUUGUCAUCAGAAAAUGAAAGGAAUAAAACUAACUUGAUUUGU
Molecule: messenger RNA, 981 nt
Organism: Pseudophryne corroboree (corroboree frog)
Lineage: Eukaryota; Metazoa; Chordata; Amphibia; Anura; Myobatrachidae
Gene: RPS2
Product: ribosomal protein S2
Exons: 8
Coding region: 94-936 (280 amino acids)
Biological process (GO): translation
Cellular component (GO): cytosolic small ribosomal subunit; ribosome
Molecular function (GO): RNA binding; structural constituent of ribosome
Source: RefSeq, a predicted model, not a curated record